AUGUCGAGCAUCUCCCGGUCUGCCAAUCUUCUGCUGCGCUCUAGCAGGGCCUCCCUGCUGCGCCCUCGCGCUGUCAACCCUGUUCAGCAUGUUUUCCUGGGGGACAAGCUGGCUGCCCGUGGCAUGGCUUCUGCUUUCGAGCGUUCCAAGCCUCACGUCAACAUCGGUACCAUUGGUCACGUCGAUCACGGCAAGACUACCUUGACCGCUGCCAUCACCAAGUACCAGGCCUCCAAGGGCCUUGCUACCUUCCUCGAGUACGGUGCCAUUGAUAAGGCUCCCGAGGAGCGUAAGCGUGGUAUCACCAUCUCGUCCGCCCACAUCGAGUUCUCGACUCAGGACCGCCACUAUGCCCACGUCGACUGCCCCGGUCACGCUGAUUACAUCAAGAACAUGAUUACUGGUGCUGCCAACAUGGACGGUGCCAUCGUUGUCGUUGCCGCCUCCGACGGUCAGAUGCCCCAGACCCGUGAGCACUUGCUGCUUGCCCGUCAGGUCGGUGUCCAGAAGAUUGUCGUCUUCGUCAACAAGGUCGACGCCGUCGAUGACCCCGAGAUGUUGGAGCUCGUCGAGCUGGAAAUGCGUGAGCUCCUCACCACCUACGGUUUCGAGGGUGAAGAGACCCCCAUCAUCUUCGGCUCUGCUCUGUGUGCUCUGGAGAACCGCCGCCCUGAGAUUGGUACCGAGCGUAUUGACUCCCUGCUCGAGGCCGUCGACACCUGGAUUCCCACCCCCGCUCGUGACCUUGACAAGCCCUUCCUCAUGUCCGUCGAGGAGGUGUUCUCCAUCCCCGGUCGUGGUACCGUCGUUUCGGGCCGUGUCGAGCGUGGUGUCCUGAAGAAGGAUAGCGAAGUCGAGAUUGUCGGAAACACCGUGGAGUCCAAGAAGACCAAGGUUACCGACAUUGAGACUUUCAAGAAAUCCUGCGACGAGUCCCGCGCCGGUGACAACUCCGGUCUUCUGCUCCGUGGUGUCCGCCGUGAGGAUGUCAAGCGUGGAAUGGUCAUCGCCGCCCCUGGCACCACCAAGGCCCACGACAAGUUCCUCGUGUCCAUGUAUGUCCUGACCGAGGAGGAGGGUGGCCGUAAGCACGGAUUUGGCGCCAACUACCGCCCCCAGGUCUACAUCCGUACCUCCGACCAAGCUGCCGAUCUCACCUUCCCCGAAGGUACUGAUGAGUCCCGCCGUGUGAUGCCCGGUGACAACGUCGAGAUGGUCCUCCACACCCUCCGCCCCGUUGCUGCCGAGGCUGGUCAGCGUUUCAACAUCCGUGAGGGUGGUCGCACCGUCGCCACUGGUCUGGUCACUCGUGUGAUUUAA
Messenger RNA from Aspergillus affinis, 1320 nucleotides. RefSeq names its product translation elongation factor Tu. Gene Ontology annotation, biological process: mitochondrial translational elongation. Gene Ontology annotation, cellular component: mitochondrion. Gene Ontology annotation, molecular function: translation elongation factor activity; GTP binding; GTPase activity. NCBI's taxonomy places the organism in Eukaryota, Fungi, Ascomycota, Eurotiomycetes, Eurotiales, Aspergillaceae. The record is from RefSeq and is a predicted model, not a curated record. The transcript is spliced from 5 exons. The coding region runs from base 1 to 1320 and encodes 439 amino acids.